Messenger RNA from Trichoplusia ni (cabbage looper), 3070 nucleotides. Its product is annotated as GATA zinc finger domain-containing protein 14-like. Bases 388 to 1626 code for a protein of 412 amino acids. Gene Ontology annotation, molecular function: protein binding; serine-type endopeptidase inhibitor activity. The record is from RefSeq and is a predicted model, not a curated record. The transcript is spliced from 5 exons. NCBI's taxonomy places the organism in Eukaryota, Metazoa, Arthropoda, Insecta, Lepidoptera, Noctuidae.
GACGCGCACAGUGGCUUUGGCGUGGUGACCUCAACCACUAAAAUGAAGUCACGUAAUCUAGACUCUUUUGGAAAUAGGUUUUUGGUCACUUUAAUACGCGAUGUUAUAACCAAAUGGGUUGUUAAUUCUUUAAAUAAAUGUCAUGAACAUUUACCUGAAAUACCUGAUUGAGCAUAGCCGUCUGGUUUUGUAUAAGGAAUUACCGUUUCGUCACAAGUAAUUAGUUAAGCGGACAAUUUGUGAACGUUAGCCAUAAUAUAUUUUUAAUAGAUUGUUCACCGUAAUUGUUAGUCAGUGUCAAUGAAGCAGUCUUGUAGACUGCACGUAAUUUUUUUCUUACAAGUGAUAUAAAAAGUAUUUUACCCGAGUAAUUUGCAAACAGCAAAAAUGGUGCUGAAAAUAGUUACUGCAGUGAAUUUAGCCCUACUACUGUCCGAGUUUUGUAUAUUGAGUGCAGAAGAAGUUUCGAAAACAAGUAGUAAUCAAGUCACUCCGUUAAGUUCCGCACAACCAAGGCUUUUCGAUCUCGGCACCAUGGGAGCCCCAAACUUUGGUCGGGGAAGAUUCGGAAAUCCGACAAGUAAUUAUCCAGCGAAUCCCUUUUUCCCUAACGGAAAUCAGAAUAAUAAUAUGGGAAGACCACAGAACCAAGGAAAUUAUCCAAAUGGACAAUACCUAGGAGAUUAUCCUAAUCAACAGGGUUAUCCGUAUCAGGGUGAUAGCAUGAAUCCGAACGCUAAAUACCCAGGGCCUCAGUACCAAAAUCCUAAUCAAGGAAACUUUCAGAACUUACCAAACGGACGCAACCUAAACGGAGGCGGAUUCCCAAACCAACAAGAAUUUCCAUACCAGGGAGAUAAUAUGAACAACAACUUUCCGAACACACAAUUUCCUACUGGGCCUAACAAUCCAUCAAUGAACACAGGGAAUAUAAACAGACCUUUUCAGAAUGGAGGUAUUCCUAAUCAGGGUGACCGGAGACCAUAUCCAGGAAACUUUAAUCCCGACUUUAGGCCUGAUGAUUUAAAUAAUGUGAAUAAUCCAAAUGCCCAAUUUCCAGGCAAUCAUAAUCAAAAUCAAUAUAACCCACCAACCGGAUUUCCUUAUCAGAAUAAUCCAGGUUUCGGACAGCCAGAUAACCGUCCAAUAUAUUCUUCAAACAAUUUGAAUGGAAAUAUUCCCCAAUUUCCAAAUAUGAACCGUCCUGGUCAGUUUAAUCCAGGUUUUGUAAAUCCAGCGAUAGUAUUCCCAGGGCCUACUUACAAUCCUGCUAAUUAUACAAACAUACUUCAGAAUCGGCCUCAGAGACCUAACAACCAAGGAUCAAAUUUCACAGACUAUCCAAAUUAUAACAAUACUGGGUCCACAUUAGGAAACCCUGUGGUUGUGGGGCCGGGUACUGCAACGCAAGGCCAAGCUUCGUUUGGCAGCAGCACCGAGAGCCCAACUCAGAGAAAGUGUAUCGAAGACUGCGCCGCAACGUCGGAGUACAACCCGAUAUGUGGAACAAAUAAUGUGACUUAUGUUAACCCGGGCAAUUUUAUUUGCGCACGAAACUGUGGUGUUGUCGUGUACCUCCAGAAGCAAGGAAGAUGUGACGCAGUAAACCCCAGGCCAGUACACUAAGCAUACAUCGAAAUCCGGAAACAGGAAAUUUAAUUAUUAUACUUUAAUUAAAGUAUUUACAAUAUAUAAAAAUAGUCAUAAAACUAUGUGAACAGUGUUCAGAAUUUGAUCACGUAAUAAUUUGAUUUUUUUACGUGUCCCAUUGUGAUUUUUCAAACAAGGUUUUAACCAGAACUGUGUGUAAAUGUUUUGCUAAAAUUUUAAUAUUUUAUUUUAUUCAAUAAGUUAUGCUCUGUUUUAGUUAAGCAUUGCGAUUAGAAAACUCAGUCAGUCUGAGCUUUGUACUAUAUGUUUUCAAUUCAGUAUCACACAAAUAUUGAUUUUGAUUCAUUUUAUGUUGGGUUAUAGCAUUAUAAUUAGAUAUGUAUUUUAGGCAACCCGCAACUUUACAAGGUGGAUAUUUGUGACAUACGUUUGGGACGCCCAAAUCCUUUUGAAGGUCUUUUAUAAUGGGAGUUCGGUUUGUGGACACAGAAAAGGUUUAAGACCGUUCAUGUAGAUUUGAAAUAUCGUAGUUUUAUAUACCAGCUCAAUAGAACUACUGAAUCUGGGAAAGAAGGGAUCUGCAUUUACUUAUCAUUAAAAAGCAAGCAAUUUAAUAAAGCCACAUAAAACUAUUUCAAGCUUAGGCACAUCAAAAUGAAUUCAAAUCUGCAAAGCCAAGCAAAUUCUACUGUACAUAAUUGACAGUAUACUCUUGAUAGCACGUAAAAAUUUAUAACACUAUCCAAUAUGAAACCACUCUUACUAGCAAAAUGGCUUUCCAAUAGAGACUAAGCGAACUAUAACACUAUCGAUAUCCUUUGGCGCCCAACUCGCCUUUGUAAGUAUUUUUCGGUAUCUCCGAGUAAAAUAAUUGGUUUGGGAAAGUAAAACAAGCUGGAUACAAAGCCACAAAGCUGCGAUACCUACGAGUUUCUGGUAGGCGAGGCGCGCUGGCAAACGAUUGUCGAAUCACUGCGCACUUGCUACUAAAUCGGAACUGUCGUUAAGCUUAUCGGGUAGGUACAUGUGACUCGUUUACGUCGAUGACGUCACGAUCUCGUAACGACCCAACUUCGAGAAUGAUAACAGACAAUAAUAUGUUGAUAUAUCAAAUUAUUUCACGUAAUCUCUUUUUAUUUUUAUAGUUCCGUCAAUUUUCGUCACGCGAUGAGGGCCGCUUCCAUAAUAAUUUUACCGCUUUAUUUAUGUAUGACGCAAUUGAAUAUUACGAGCAAAACAACUUAUCGAGCAGCCCUAUUUAUUAGUCAUUGAUAACAAAUCGAAUAGAAUUACAACAUGAUCGUAGCAUUAAUAAAAAUACUUCUAACGAAAAAAAUGUUUUUCGAUGAACAAUGUUUUGUUGUAGUAUGCUUGGUAAAUGGAUAUUUAAGAUUAAUAAAUGCUUAAAUAUUGAUUAUGGUUUCUUUGGUGUACAAAAUAAAAUAAAAAAAUAGUUCAU